Magnolia sinica is the source of this 1946-nucleotide messenger RNA. Its product is annotated as protein FREE1-like. The transcript has 10 exons. The record is from RefSeq and is a predicted model, not a curated record. Lineage: Eukaryota; Viridiplantae; Streptophyta; Magnoliopsida; Magnoliales; Magnoliaceae. Gene Ontology annotation, molecular function: metal ion binding; ubiquitin binding. Gene Ontology annotation, cellular component: late endosome membrane; ESCRT I complex. Gene Ontology annotation, biological process: multivesicular body assembly; intralumenal vesicle formation. Bases 81 to 1658 code for a protein of 525 amino acids.
CUCUCUCUCUCUCUCUCCCCUAAAUCUACGGAAUUCUUCCCUCUCUCUCUCUGUCAAUUCGCAAGAGAAGAUACAAGAGAAUGCAAGGAGGAGAUUUCAGCUAUUCUCAUUAUUACAAUCAAAACCCUAACCCUAACGAUCUUCUCCUUCCUAGCAAUCCUCAAACCAUCGCCUCUGCCCCUCCUUUCUCUCAGCACUUCUCAUCCUCAGAUCCCUUUUCCUCUCCAUAUCCUCAGCUUUCUCAAAAUUCGGAUCCUACCCCUCCUUCCACCUACUCCCAACCCCCCUUCCCUCCCCCGGAUGUCACGUCAGCAUCCCUCCAGCAACCCCUUUCCGUCCCUUAUUACUCGUACGAUCAACAUCCAACGGCCGUGAGUUAUCCCCACAAUCCCAAUCCCGAUCCGGCCGUUUUGGGCCCUUAUCAUUCCUAUGGCCUGCCGCCACCCACCUACGGAACUCCCUCUGAAAACAGAUAUGGAUAUGAUGCCCGUCCCGAUUUCGAGCAGGAGAGUGUACGGCAGCAUUAUCAGAAUGGGCCCAGCGUUGACGGGCUUGAAGCGGAGGUUUAUGCUUACGAUGGAGGGAGCGUUGAGCCUUAUGGCGCUUGGGGAACUGGGAAGUCGUCUUCUUCAUCUCGGUCGGGGUUUGACGAUUACGGGAGGGUGACAAGCUUUGGAGAAGACGCAGUGGAGCCCAGUAAGAUUGUGAGAGCAGUCCCAAAGGUGGAAACACAGCAGGACGCGAAGAGUGGCGUGCAGAAGUUCCGGGUCAAGCUCUUGCCGGAAGGUGCAGGCCAGACCACCAUGGAUGUUCUUUGCCAGAUUGGUUUGGAUGGAAUUCGUAUGCUUGACCCCAAUACUAACCGGACAAUAAGAAUAUAUCCGCUUGAAACAGUGACAAGAUGGGAAGUAAAUGAGCCAUCUACCUAUACUUUCUGGGCUAAAAGCCCUGUUGACAUUGAACCAAGGCGCAUAAGGCUGCAAUCAAACCGCUAUACGGAUACCACAAACACCAUUCUUGACACCGUUACGGCGGCAACUAUUCAGCUUAAGGAGAUGGGUGGAAAGGAUAGCGUUGCUAGAAGCAAAGGAUCUUAUGAUGAUGCUGGGAAGCUAUCUGUGGAGCCGAUGGAAAAGAAAAAAGGUUUUGGUGAUUGGAUGAACUUGAUAAAGCCUGGCAAUGAGGAGAAACAUCACUGGGUUCCUGAUGAAGCAGUUACCAAAUGUAAAGCAUGUGGAACAGAUUUUGGAGCUUUUGUGCGUAAGCAUCAUUGCAGGAAUUGUGGAGAUAUUUUCUGCGACAAGUGUACCCAAGGCAGAAUUGCUCUUACUGCAGAUGAGCAAUCACAGCCAGUUCGAGUUUGUGAUGGUUGCUUGGCAGAAGUUUCUCAAAGGUUGAGUAAUGCAAAGGAAAAGAUCGGCAAAUCUGCUGUGCAGCACAGUCAUGAGGAUCUUGCUAGGAAGCUUCAGGAGGAAAUGGAGAGAAAUCACAAAUCAUCAUCAUCAGGUGCAAAAUCGUCCAGUGGAUCGGGGAAGCAGAUGAGGGAGGUUGCGUGCCCUAUUUGUACUGUCCACUUGCAGGUCCAUGUCCCAGACUCAGGUUCUGAAACAAUAGAGUGCGGUGUUUGCCAGCAUCCAUUCCUUGUCAGCGCACAUUGAUUCAUUGUGCUGCAUGUGCUGUGAUGGCAGCCAGUUGCAUGCCUUGAGAAACCUGUAUUGGUUCUUGGCUCUGGUUCCAGGGGCCUCACAUAAUAAGGUUAUGGUUUCUGCUGUGUAUAUGGCUGUAUUUUCUUUUAAUACAAUCUCACCUGAUGGAACUGUUGAUAUCCUGUAUAUGAAUUUCAUCUGAGUUAAGCGUGUCAGGGAGACAUUGUACAUAAAGCAAUUUGCAUCGGAUGACAUCAAACCAAAGCUGAGAAUCUUCACACCGCCGGCUUUGGAUUGACC